GUUGGCUCACUACAAAACACAGACAAGGAGGAAAACGAAAAACAAACCACCCACCAGUAAAUGUGAUGGCUGGGGUUAGUAUAAAGGGAAAAAGACAGAUAGAGAGUUGUUGUGGAUACACGCAGGCUUUAACUGGAUCUUUACAAGAAACCGAACCCAACCUAUUUCUCAGUCCAUUUGUGCUCUAGUCUUGCCUCAUACCUGCUGGCUCUCAUUUAAAAGCUGGAGUUUUGUUCCAGAGCUUCAGAGCUGGGAUUUCCUCCCUCCAUCAAUCUGUGGUGCAAACACAGCAGCUGAGGCUUGUUAAGCUCUAACUAAAGCUAUCUGGCAUUCACCAGCCUGAUUCACUGCUCACUUAUAGAAAUGCUUUGGGAGGACAAAGCCAUUCUCUUCAGUAUUCUGCUGGUCUACAGCUCAUCACAGGUGCUGGCUUCAGGUCAUAAGCAAGAGGAUGUUCAGUGCGCUGAACUCAACAACACCAGAUGGCAGGUGUACCGACAGCAGAGGGUCAAACUGGAGGUCCAGUAUCUGCUGCUGACCAGGAAAAACCCUGACUGUGCAGAAAGGUUUCAUCAGAACUCUCUCAGCAAGCCCAUAUCAUUCUUUAACACUUCCCAUCCAACAAAGGUCAUCGUCCAUGGAUACAGGGCCCUGGGAAGAAAGCCAUCCUGGGUGAUGGACCUGGCUCAGGCCCUCCUCAGGGCCCAGGAUAUGAACAUUGUGGUGGUGGACUGGAUUCAUGGAGCCUCUUUCGCAUACAACCUGGUGGUGGAAAAUUACAAGGAGGUGGCCCUGCAGAUUUCUGUUCUCAUCAACCAGCUACAGAAACAUGGGUGUAAACUGGAAUCCUUCCACUUCAUCGGGGUCAGUCUCGGAGCACAUGUCGCUGGCUUUGUGGGGACUCUGUUCGAGGGAAAGAUAGGAAGAAUCACAGGCCUUGACCCUGCUGGUCCCAUGUUUAAAGGAGCGGACACCUAUGACCGGCUGGACCCCACUGACGCUCUGUUUGUGGAGGCCAUCCACACGGACUCUGAUUACUUUGGCAUCUCCAUUCCUGUCGGUCAUGUGGACUAUUUCCUGAACGGUGGGAUGGACCAGACUGGAUGUGCUCAUUCCAGAUUUGCCUCAAUUUUUGUGUUAUUUCCAGUGUACGGUUAUGUGAUUUGUGACCACAUGAGGGCGCUGCACGUCUACAUGAGCGCGCUGAACGGCACGUGCAAGCUGCUUGGUAUCCCAUGCUCCUCUUACGAUGACUUCCUGCAGGGAAGCUGCUUGGACUGUGAGGUGUUCAAGGGUAGAUGUCCAGCGAUAGGUUUAGAAGAAAAGAGUGGGAUCGCUACAUCACCUAUUCCAGAACAGCAGAAUGUAUUCCUCCUCACGACUUCCUCAUCCCCGUUUUGUGUUCAUCAUAUCCUGCUGAGACUGGAAGUUUCACCCUUGGAUAAGAGUGCAGAGAUGGAAGUGACGCUGGUGACUGGAAACAAGGGAACAGAGCACCGGUUCAGACUUCAGACUGAUACGACAGUGUACAGGAGGGUAUUGGCUCACCCUGCUGCCCUGUGCGAGAUCGAUUCCAUCAGACUGAAAAACACAGGAGCUCGCCUCUACAGACAGGGAGAAAUCCACGUCAAGUCUGUGUGUGUCUCAGAGAUCCCCUUUUUCAGGCAUGAGGAGCCGCUGUGUGUGAACAAUAUUGACAUCAGACGGGGAGUUCCCUGGUCGCACGACUUCGUGCAGGUGUGUUGGACUUUGUGACGGGCAAAGGACUCCAAGGACAGUGAAUAAAGCAGAGCGACGUCACAAUUAAACAUAAAUAUAUUACCGUGGAGACAGUUUUGCAUCGUUGUCAACUUGUUUCAUUAGAAAACUCAAAAAUGAGAGAGGAAUGUCACGAAGAGCCACAGAAGGAUAUUAAACUCCAUUCCUUAGAAAAUGAUAACUUGGAUACUUGAUCCAUCUGAUUUUCCAGCUCCAGUGUUUUUAUUGCUUCAUUUCAUAGAAAUAAUCUCGUUACCUUGUCUUUAAAUGUUACUUCCUUGGUGAGUUUUGUCUCAAAAAUGUUUACGAGAUGAAACUUACUAAUAAUUUUUCGUCUUAUUCUAAAAUUAACCUACAAUAAUAAACAGACCAUCACUGUU
Messenger RNA from Girardinichthys multiradiatus, 2138 nucleotides. It is a transcript of the gene pla1a, whose product is annotated as phospholipase A1 member A. Gene Ontology annotation, biological process: lipid metabolic process. The record is from RefSeq and is a predicted model, not a curated record. Bases 364 to 1755 code for a protein of 463 amino acids. The transcript has 11 exons. Gene Ontology annotation, molecular function: lipase activity; carboxylic ester hydrolase activity. Lineage: Eukaryota; Metazoa; Chordata; Actinopteri; Cyprinodontiformes; Goodeidae.